Stomoxys calcitrans (stable fly) is the source of this 1609-nucleotide messenger RNA. It is a transcript of the gene mRpL1, whose product is annotated as large ribosomal subunit protein uL1m. Bases 117 to 1208 code for a protein of 363 amino acids. The record is from RefSeq and is a predicted model, not a curated record. Gene Ontology annotation, biological process: translation. Gene Ontology annotation, molecular function: structural constituent of ribosome; RNA binding. The transcript has 3 exons. Lineage: Eukaryota; Metazoa; Arthropoda; Insecta; Diptera; Muscidae. Gene Ontology annotation, cellular component: mitochondrion; large ribosomal subunit.
AACAGCUGUUCAUAUCAGCCGGUGUUAUGUAGUUCGCCUGGCUCGCCUUCUUAAAAGCGAAGAAAAUCUUCUUUUUGUAUUAAAUAACAAAGAAUUAAACUAAUUAAUUUAAAAAAAUGUGGUCAGUACUUAAUUCUUCAAUGCGGACUUUGGUGUUACGUCAGAAAUUCACUAUUGACGCUAUACGAAGCUUGCAUACUACCGCUGUAUGUGAAGCUGCAAGGAAAGGUACACGCGAAAAAGCACGCAAGAAGAAAGUCAAAGUGGAAGUGAAAAAAGUCGGAUUUAUACCACACAAUGAAAGAGAUAAUAAAUUGAAUCUACAGCGGGAGAAUAAACAUGUUGAUGACUCGUGGAAGCAAAUUUCCACGGACAAUUGUUAUGUAGGCAAAUACUAUCGUUGGCCCGUCUAUUCGGUGGCCGAUGCCAUACAAUGCCAUCGUGAAACCCACCAUCCCAGCAUGUACAAUGAACCCAAUGCCCCACUAAUUGCCCAUGUUGAAAUGAAUAUGAAAGGAGAAAAGGCUACACGUUUUGUGGAUAAUUUCCAACGCAUGGCUAUGAUGCCGCAUAAAUUCGAUCAUGGGGAAGAGAGGCGGAUACUUGUAUUCACCAAAGGCAAUGACGAAAUAGCAGAAGCCAGACAGGCUGGUGCCACUCUUGUCGGUGGUGUUGAACUUAUCAAGGACAUUACAAACGGCGAACUUUUACUCACCGAUUACCAAUAUGUUAUAGCACAUCCAAAUAUAUUACCCGAAUUAGUGGCAUUGCGUGGUCUAAUGAAACGUAAAUUUCCCAAUCCCAAAUCUGAGACUUUGGGCACAAAUCUAGCUGAAAUGAUACAGCGUUUCGCCGAUGGUGUCAGUUAUAUGGCAAACAAAGAUGAACACCAACAAGAUUUUGGUUUAAUAACAACGACUAUUGGUACACUAAAUAUGGAUGCCAAACAUUUGGAGGACAAUUUGUGUUCCUUACUCAAGGACAUAAAUAGCGUGAGGCCUAAACGUGAGGGCAGAUUUAUAACGCGAGUUCUUCUCAAAAGUCCUCCCAGUCGGGAGCAAUUGAAAAUUGAUGCAUUUUUAUAUGUGCCAGAAAUGUUUGUAAAAUCUAGUGGUGGCAGCCAGCAAAAAUCAGUCAAAAAUACAAAAGUUGAAAAGGAUGAUGACGACGAAGUCGAAAAGAAACAAGCAGAGGCAGCUGUUAAUUAGUUACUAAGGAGCCAUGCUUUAUUUUUACAUAUAUUAAAGCAUAAUGGUUAUUAAAAUUAAUUUUAAUAAAAAAAAUACCUUACCAUUCUUUGCCGACGGCGUAGUCGAAGGCGAAUUUCACAUUUCAUGGUAUUCUGUAACUUAUUCGCCUUCGACAGUUUGAUAAAAAAAAAACAUUGAGGUAUAUAAAAAAAAAUAAUAUAAAAGUAGGUUCCAUACUCUUUCGACAAACAGGCGCGAUGUAGUUUAGAACGCAAUAUACUUAUAUACGAUCGUUUUCGUCAAAUUUGACAGUCGAAUUCGACUUAUAUAUGUGAUACCAAAAAUGUUUGUAAAAAUUUCGACAUUCGACUACGCCAUCGCCAACCAGCAUAAGGGGGUAUAUAUAAAAAUACAUCGAA